This is a messenger RNA of Kluyveromyces marxianus DMKU3-1042, 318 nucleotides long. It is a transcript of the gene HSP10, whose product is annotated as Hsp10p. The transcript has a single exon. The record is from RefSeq and is a predicted model, not a curated record. NCBI's taxonomy places the organism in Eukaryota, Fungi, Ascomycota, Saccharomycetes, Saccharomycetales, Saccharomycetaceae. The coding region runs from base 1 to 318 and encodes 105 amino acids. Gene Ontology annotation, cellular component: mitochondrial matrix. Gene Ontology annotation, molecular function: protein-folding chaperone binding; protein folding chaperone; ATP binding.
AUGUCUACUCUAUUGAAGUCUGCCAAGUCAAUUGUUCCAUUGUUGGACCGUGUUUUAGUUCAAAGGGUCAAGGCCGAAGCUAAGACAGCUUCUGGUUUGUACUUGCCAGAAAAGAACGUUGAGAAAUUGAACCAGGCUACUGUUUUGGCUGUUGGUCCAGGUUUCACCGACUCUAACGGUAACAAGGUGACUCCAUCGGUCAAGCCAGGUGAUCAAGUUUUGAUUCCACAAUUCGGUGGCUCCACUAUCAAGUUGGGUAAGGAUGACGAGGUUGUUUUGUUCAGAGACUCCGAAAUCUUGGCCAAGAUCGUCGAGUAG